Molecule: messenger RNA, 2111 nt
Organism: Camponotus floridanus (Florida carpenter ant)
Lineage: Eukaryota; Metazoa; Arthropoda; Insecta; Hymenoptera; Formicidae
Product: immunoglobulin-binding protein 1
Exons: 4
Coding region: 101-1186 (361 amino acids)
Biological process (GO): regulation of signal transduction; regulation of dephosphorylation
Cellular component (GO): cytosol
Molecular function (GO): protein phosphatase 2A binding
Source: RefSeq, a predicted model, not a curated record
CGCUCACCUAUCGCGAUGUUCAGUUUAUUCUACAAGUCGACGAUCCCAACUUCUCAGGCUUCUCUUUGGUCCUCCACUUUCUCAGGCGGCAUAUCAGAACAUGUCCGUUAAAGCGACGGGGCCGAUUUCAGAUGUUUCUCUGUCACAAUUAUUUGACAAUGCUUUCGAAUUGUACAACAGUAUUAAUAAUACACAGGAGCCGACAAAUAGCCCAAAGAUACAGUCAGAUAUAAGGCAGACAAUGCGUAUGUUUGAAGAUGCAACAAAACUAAUAUCUUUAGUGGAUAUGUUCAGCGACAAUGAAACUUUCGAGGAGGUAGCUACAGAAAAUAUCAAAUAUUUCUUACUACCAGCUCUAUUGGGCAAGCUCACCACCAAAAUAUGCAACAGCAAUGACAGAAUGCAUCUUGUUAAAGUAGCAGAAAUCUAUUUUGUGGACUUUUUGAAGCGAUCGAAAACAUACGGUUUGACAGAUGUCGAAAUACCAAAGAUUAGUGAUGAAAAAAAGGAAGCAGGGGAUAAUCAAAAUAAAUUGAAGAGUGAAUCCAGGAUGUUGGAGGAUAUGGUAACUCGUAGAAAUACAAAGUUACAAAGAUAUAAACAAGAGAAAGAUUUGGAGUCUCGCUUGGAUACUUUAAAGAAAAAUUUAGACAAUCCAAACGUAGAUGAUGAAACAAAAAGAGAAUACUUUGUUACUCUUCUAAAAUUGUACGCAGUUCAAAUAGUAGAAGAGUUGCAUUUUCUAGAAACAGAAAAAGUAAUUUUGGGAAACAUGAUGACGGAAGUGGGGCCAACGCAUACUAUGGUUUCCAAAUCGCAUACGACUGAAAAGCAAAAAUUUCCAGUUCAAAAAUUACAACCCAUUAUCAUUACGCGUGAUGAGGUACAGAAGAAAGUUUUUGGAGCAGGUUAUCCAAGUUUACCAGUCUUGACAGUCGAAGAGUUUUAUGAAAAAAGGGUCAAAGAUGGAGAUUGGCCCGAUCCAUCAAAGCAUGGAACAAAUUCUCGAUGUCUGCAAGAUAUGGUGAAUAAAGAUACAAGCUCCAACGACGAGGAUAACGAAAUUAUCUUGAAGGAAGAGAUGGAAGAGAAAGAUGACCCCGAACAUCUCGAACAAGCGCGCGCAAUGGAUGAAUAUAAAGACAUGCAUCGUCGCGGAUGGGGUAAUCGUGCGAACAGAAGUUAAAUUGAGAAUUAAAAAUUAUUACAAUAUUCUGUGUCUCGGUAUGUUUUUUACAUUAUCGUGUUUUUAUAGCACUAAUGCUGUAACUUUUUAUCAAAUCAUGUUUGAUUUAUGCAAAGUUGCAAGUCUAGUAGGAUUUUUUGAUCAGUGAUAGGUAUUAUUUGUGAGUAGGAGGAGAAGCAUGUUAAUUUUUAAAAGGAAUAGUAUAUACAUAUAUAUCUAUCUCAUGUUUAUUAACAAAUUUAAAUAAACCUACAUCUCUUGUAAAUAAAUUGAAUAAGAAUUCAAUAAUCUCCACGAAAUUGGUUAAAGUAACUUUCGAUAAUUUCGAUAAUUUAAUAUCAAAGUAAUUUUAUAUCAAAAAUAUAUAUAUAUAAUUUUCAAGUAUAGGUAUAUUCAACUUUGUGUGUACAUAAUAAUAUAUAUGAGAUUUUGUUGAGUGUGUAAACAGAGAGAAAACGAGUCCUUUUUAUCAGACUGAUGUUACAAGAUGCUGCAAACUCGUCCAAAGACGGCAAUAAAAUAGUUGAGUAAUUUAUUACGCGAAUACAAUAUAAAUCCAGGGGAGAGGCUCUCCGCGCAGCCACGUCCUAGAUUCUUCGAGCCUUCAGGAAAUUACGUCACGGCGGCUUGCUCGCCUCGAGAGAAUCUCUCGUCUAGAUUUCGACGUUAAUGAUUCAUGAAGGUGCUGUAAUAUAUAUGCGUGUACACAGUCGUAGUUAAGCAUCUGUGAAUGGUCCCGAUAUAAACGCGUAUCUUACAACACAAGGCUAUUGUCUUUCCGUGUAUGCGCGUAAACACGCGGAGAUCCCUCUCGUGUGUUCACGCUUACAUUUGUGUGCGUGCGAAUCGGUGAGAUUGACAGUACCGUAAGCUAAUAUACGGUUUGCUGUGAACGAUAUUGACGCUUCAGGAAUGCUUGAUAGAG